Molecule: messenger RNA, 1125 nt
Organism: Lotus japonicus
Lineage: Eukaryota; Viridiplantae; Streptophyta; Magnoliopsida; Fabales; Fabaceae
Product: NAC domain-containing protein 2-like
Exons: 3
Coding region: 144-995 (283 amino acids)
Biological process (GO): regulation of DNA-templated transcription
Molecular function (GO): DNA binding
Source: RefSeq, a predicted model, not a curated record
UCCACCUCUUUGUAAACAUUUCAAACACCUUGAUUUCUCUUCAACCCUUUUCCAAGUUUCCUUCCAAUCCUUAAUUUCCCAAAAUCACCAAAGAAGCAAAGUUUUUUUCUUUUCUUAUUUUUCUAGACUUUCCAUUUUAAUCUAUGGAGGGAAGCUCAAGCUCUGAACUCCCACCUGGCUUCAGGUUUCAUCCUACAGAUGAGGAACUAAUUGUGCACUACCUUUGUAAUCAAGUCUCAUCACAUCCAUGCCCUGCACCUAUCAUCCCUGAAGUGGAUAUCUAUAAAUUUGAUCCAUGGGAAUUGCCUGAUAAAACAGCUUUUGGAGAAAAGGAAUGGUAUUUCUUUAGUCCAAGAGAGAGGAAAUAUCCAAAUGGGGCGAGGCCUAAUAGGGCAGCUGUGUCUGGGUAUUGGAAGGCUACUGGCACAGACAAAUCAAUCUUUAGUGGGUCUCAGCAUGUUGGGGUGAAGAAAGCUUUGGUCUUUUACAAGGGUAAGCCACCAAAGGGUGUCAAGACAGAUUGGAUCAUGCAUGAGUAUAGACUAAUUGGAACAACAACACAACCCCCUAGGCAAAUUGGGUCCAUGAGACUUGAUGACUGGGUCCUGUGUAGGAUCUAUAAGAAGAAGGCCACAGCAAAUUCACUAGAGGUAAAAGAGGAAGAAUACCCAACAACUCCAAUUGAUCUGAAAAGAGCAAAUGAAGAGUGUGAACAGAAAAUUGAUCUGAAAUUUCCAAGGACUAAUUCCCUUGCUAAUCUUUUGGAUGUGGAUUACUUGGGUUCAAUUUCACAGAUUUUAUCUGAUGGAUCAUAUAACUCAACAUUUGACUUUCAACUUAACUCUGCACAUGGUGGAACAGACCCAUUACAGCUGAUGGAAAUGCCUACUAACUCUAGUUAUGCAGCAGAUUCAGGGAAGCUACAAGUGAAACGAAACAACACCAUCAACCCAACGAUAUUUGUGAAACAAGAUUAUGACCAUAGAGGACAAUAGUUAAUCCCAAUAUAAUAGACUUAAUUAGUUAGGCAUCAUGACUAUAAGCGUCACCAAUAAAAUAGUCCUCAAGAUUCUUUGUAAAAAUGUAUAUUACAUCACCUAAUGAAUAUAUUUUCAGUGAUCUCAA